This is a messenger RNA of Amoebophrya sp. A25, 15475 nucleotides long. Lineage: Eukaryota; Dinophyceae; Syndiniales; Amoebophryaceae. The record is from the annotation of a GenBank genome assembly.
AGGCCUGGUGGUCUCGAAGAAGAGGAAUGGUUGGGUUAGGAUACACAUGAUACGAGAAGCACCUCGCAUGUUAUUGGUAAAUUGGGAUACAAAGAAAAGCACAAACUUCUGUAACUUAAUUUGGUAACACUUUUUUUGUACAUAUAUAGUUGCAGUCUUAGGAGAGUCUCGGUAUAUAUACUUGUCGUCUUGUGAUUGUGCAUGGAUUGUUAUUAUAUGUCUAUAUUCAUCUUGUUCUUGGUGUAGAAAAUGUUUCGAGGUAGUUUUUUUCAUUGUAUAAUCAGCAAAGUCGGGAGCUGCUACAUGGUUGACACUUGAAUUAGUUACCUAGUUAAAUGGUAGUUGGAAAUGUCGUACUAGCAGAAUCCCACACACUGCAUGCGUUGCUUUCCGUUGCACUAUUUCAUUCCUCGUGUGUUUGUGAUUGCUGUGAGUACCAUUCUGCAUCUAGCAGGUACAUUCUCCUAUUUCGCCACUGUACCUUACUCCAACUUCGAUAACUACGACGGACUAUUCUAACUCCUUGUCAUCUUCGAUUUUUUUGGUUCAGUUCUACUAGGUUGAACUUCUACCUAGGUAAACUUCCAGGUAUCUAUUGGUAGCCUGCAACCACUGAGGAGAUAAGACACGUCGCGAUGACGGAGAGUAGUAAAAAACGUGCGGAGCGGAGCGGAUCUGGAGAACCUGCAUCUGCAUCGCCAGAGCAGUCCGUAGAUGGGCAGCAGCGCAGAAGGAGGCCGCCGGCGCAGUUGGAGAUUGCGACAGUUAAGCCACUGUUUCUACAAUGUCGUCAAAAUAUUUUCUGCGGGAACCUCUUCACCCCCGAGUAUGUAAUUAUUCUUUAGUGUGCGAAAGGGACGAGCCCCUAAUAGGUUCUCCCGCAAUUGUGAUCACCUGUGAACCAGUGGAGGAACCACAUUUUAUGUAAUAGUGAACCAGUACCAUAGUCGUGGGAAGAAAAAGUCUACUCGAAUCUUGCGGAAACUGGGAGUGACGCCGUAAACAAGGCGAAGCGCAUUCCAUUACGGCUAGCGGAUGAAAACUACAACUAAAUGCCAACUGAGUGUAGGAGUAGGAGAGCAAAAGAUGAAAAUCGACAUUCCAAUACUCGUGAAAUUAUUAACGACAUUUUUGUCUGAUUAGUCAGCGGUCAAAUAAGUCUUUAUUUUUUCCUAUCAAGCUGCACUCCAAGUUAGAGGGGUCGUAGACAUAUUCCUGUACACUCUCAUUGUCCCACACUCGGCAGUUCUCUCACGCUUACCAAUUAUUGCAGCAUCAACAGCAUUAAUCUCAAUAUUAUCAUCAUCGUGAUCAAAUUUAGACUGCAGCACGAAUCAGCACUUCCUCUUCGACGUCAUGGUUUCUCUUGUCCUACGUCAUAGAUACAGUGCUCCUUGUCCUGUCAGAGUGGCGUCUUUUGUGGGAAAAGGAGCCCUUCUCUAAUAACAGAAGACUCGCCGAAGGCCGAGAAAAAAAAGGAGCGCCGACCGCCAAGUAUCGCCCUACAUACUCAUCUACAUUGCAUUGACGAAUAGAUAACAACUCCUGGUGAAACAAAGAAAUAGCCAAAAAAGGCAUCAACUAGUUGUACUAGAAGUACAGAGAGGAAUAGCCAUCCCCAUCUUCUCCAACCAGCGCUACACAACAUUGUAUUCAAUCAUUUCAAAUUACAACAAAAGGUAGAGUGGCACUACUACGUACUUCAGAAGAGGCACCAGCUACAUUUUUAUUUCACCCACUGAGCUGCAGCUGGAGGUUGUGAGAAAUACUACAACUUCCAUUUGCUUUUUUCCAGGUCCGACGAAGCGGGCACUUCCGCCGCCUGCAUCCGGUGCCUCGAAGAUCCAGUUGGAAGUAUGGUCAGAGUGCGUGCCUCUACUCCGCAAUGAGGCAUUUUUUUUACGGCUUACAGAAAUCCAUCUAUCUUUGUUGUCAAAACCAUCUUUGCUGUCCCAAAAGACGUUUUUUCAUUUUGAGGCUGAGGGGUGAUUCAUAUUAGCUACUUUUCAAAGGCUGUUGCAGAUGAUUCUCACACCUUUCUGUUCCAGGAGCACUUAAUCUCGCACUUGAUUGAUGCCGCUUCGAGAGGGGUAAAGGGGCAUUUCUUUUCUCUCUCUACUAAGGGCAUUUCAAAGGUGGAUAGAUAGAUUUAUGUGGCAAUCAAUUCUAACUCUUGUCGAGAAUGCGAAGUAUUUGAUAGACCACUGUUUUCUGCGCGACAUGCAAAAUGGAAAGUUGUCGACGAAUCGAGCGCGGAAAUUUGUGGCCGAAAAUUAUUACGUCAUUCGUAGUGAUAUGCGGUCGUUUGAGGUACUUCGUCUUGUUCUAAGCCUUCUUCAUAACAUUUAUGUAAUGAAAACCUAACUUAACCUAACCUCUCUAGAAGUACCAAUCUCCAUCUUUUUAUGAUUCUUCGUGUAUGAUAACCCUAUCAUCGGCUGCUUUUUACCACCACACUGUUGCCUGAGUUUAACCACUGCAUCUACUAAAAGAACCUGCACUUCUAAUUUUAUCCACUCUCUCGAGUUUUGUUGUGAUCCUUCUAAAAACUGCUGGGUAAAAAUUGGAAUUUUUUGAUCGAUUUGAUGCUUGUUUUUCUUAGGUCGCAUUCGAGCUCUACGGUCGGAAAGACGAUCUGUAUGGGAAAUUUUUCGAGUUUCUGCGAGUUGCAGCCGGAUUCGCAGCUACGCAUUAUGUUGUACUAGCAUAAAUCUUGUAUUUAACGUAGCCACGUGCCCGGGGGUCUUAUUGUGCACGAUUCAUAACCUAACCUCUUUGCGCUAGUGUACCUCGAUCAUACAAACGAGUUCUGAGUCUAGACCUGAGUCUAAGCGACUUAGUAAGCAAUGCGUUUCCUGGCGGGGGUUGAAGGGGCGAUUGUAACCCAAUUACUACAUCAAAGAGAGCAAUAAUCAUGUCGAAAGAAACCGCAGCCGUGCAUUAGGGUCAUUAGGCUUCUAGUUACUUCUCUUCUAAAGAUAUUUGGCGCACUUCCAGAAAGCAUUGAAGCUGACGGAGGAUGACAUGCAAAGAUACGAACCAUCUCCGAGAAGCCAGUGCUACAGUGCGUAUUUCAGUUGGCUCGUCACGCACACUGAUCCCAGCAUAAUUGCGGUUUUUAUGGCCAUAAUAGUGUUGGUGUGUUAAUGAAGGUUAGGCCAAAGAAGUUGUUUAAGUGUAGCGCUCAGUGAUGUUGUCACUCUCCUUCUCAUUUCCGUGUCGCUUCUAAGUUGUUGGCUUAGUCUCGUGUGUGAGGUAUCAUCGUGACGAAACACUACGACGCCGUUAUGGCAGUCUGCACUGUACUACUUGGCGCGAGAUUUAUUGUGUUGUAUUGUAUUGUGUUGUAUGAUUUCGCGACACAGAUAGCUGAAGUGAGAUUUCUGGCAUUGCAUUGUAUGAAUGUGCAGGCUGUUUUCGUAGGCAAUACGACGACGCGAUGUGGAGAUGUGAGGCUUUCAUCCUAAUGUAGUCCUGCUUCGUCACCAAUGUGCCAUCGACAGAAUGUGCGUUGUAUCAUGAUAGGUUUCGCCUAGUACAGACUGCGGCCUUUUUCAAUUUUUGUGAAUGAUGUUGCUCAGCUCUAAUGACAGCUACCUUCUCAACUAUCCGAUCUGGGCGCAGAUGUGCACUGCUGCAAAAGACGCAAUUACAGCGAAUCCGAAGUAGGGAGAUAUAGCCUUUUUUACAGGACUCAUAAUUAGCUUAGGCAGCGGCCCUCCAAAGAACAUGAACAAAUACAUUUACUAUUCGUCUAAGUACUUCGCUUUGUGCUUGUAUUUUUUCUCAAAAGUAUUUUCUCAUUCUCUCGCACGAGUCCCUCCCGUUUGCAUGAAUAGGAGUAAUUUUGUUCGUAGUACUGCUCCCCGUCGCCUGUGAUCGAAUGGACCUUUCUCGUUUGUUUUGUUCAGCGAGUACCAUUCUCUCCAAAUCUGUUUAGGUACCGACUGAGCGAGAAAGACACAUCCUAUUUUGCUUUUUACUCGGAGCCACUUGACGACAUGGAAUUGAUGGUCACCGAAAUCCUUUUAUGAAAAUUUUGUGUAAUUGCAGCACAAGUGCAUGCUUAUUCGAAUGAAAUUCAUCGGUUUUUUCGUCGGUUGGCUUUCGAUUACCUUUAGGGAUCUCUGCGAAAGUCAUUAGUCGGGAAUCUUGAAAGUGAAAGAGAAGUGUGCUACUGUAUUCUUGGGGCAUUGUCGUGUAGGGGUCCUCCAGUGCUGACGCUCAAAGCACUAAAAAAAACAACCGGUUAGUUUUUACCUCUAAAACUUAGGCUUAUCCCAUGCAGCAACAAAUUAUUUACAGAUAUUGUUAUUGAUAUGAAAUCUUCAGGUUUAUUUCCGUUCUAAUGUGGAAGCGCGCAGACGGCGACUCAAAAUUGAAGCAGAGCUUUCCAUACAAUUAUGACCACUAGAAAAGUGCAUUCCCCUCAACACGUCGUUCUACUCUCGCUGGUCAAUAGUUCUCUUUCACCUUCACGCUUCCUCAGCGGAUACCUCGAAAGUGAAAGGGGGCGCUCUCACCAUUUCUUAUCUCCCCAAAUAAGUAUCUAUUGUCUACGAAUUUGUAGUUCUACUUCUACCACGACACACGGUCACAGAGAAGAGAUAGCAGGAUUAAUGAAAGGCAUAAGAUGAGGACCUAGUUUCCUCGAUUUUCCCGUAGUGCUAGCGGGACUCGGCCCGAAGCUGGAUUUGGGAAAAUUUUCGUAAAAAACUCUUACACCGGAAUUACAAUUCGACUGUUGUGGCUCCACGGAGCGCACAUCGGGACCGAUCGCAACAAAGCUGAUAGCUCUAAUAACUGAAAAUAAAGGACUGCGUCCGAGUUCUGCAGACCUACUUGGUAGAGUUCUGGGAUGGCAUUUACCAGGGAGCGUACACAUCUUAGUUAUGUGGCAGGAGAAUAGAUGGAGUAGUUGUUUUGAAUCGAUUGGUUUUGAAGUCGAAAUAACAUUCAUUUCCCUCAGCUGCCUCCUUUUCAAUUCUAAGAACAUUAACAAUUUGUCACUCUGCGACAUAAAAACAGACUGCACCACCUCGCGCUAGGCACAUUCAUUCAUUCAUUCACUCAGAUCUUGAUCCUUGAACACUACUGUGCUGCUCCACUCGCGCCUUGCGCGCUCCGUUGUUUAUGCUGUGCUGUGCUAUGCUUUGCACAUAGGCCCUUGGCAGUUGCCAAGCGAUAGCGACCUACAAGAGCAUCACGAGUAGCUGUUCGCGUCGACUUCUAUAGCAUUCAGCAGGCUUUCUGAAUGCGCAGUAAUAGCCUGCUCAAGAUGUGCGUACGUGACGCGUAUACGCGUCUCUAGCAGCUGCUAGAGUCGCUCUUUCUGGUAGCUACCAGGCAGAGCGCGCGCAACACGCACGAGAGCCAUAGUAUGGGGAGUGUCAGUGCUCAUGUGGGGUCAUUGACUGUCAUUUCCGGUCUUAGCGUGGGGACCUAUGUGCCGACAGUCUACAUGUUAUCUAAUCUUCCUUCCGUGCUCUGUGUUCAUGUUCCACCAGCGCUGCUGGCGGAUCGACAAUGAGGUGGAGACGGUCCGGCGUUCCGUCGGAAGGAUGAUGUGGUGGCUCGAAGAUGCGUGUCCAAUCCACAGGCAACUCUGUGAUGAGCUCAUCUGGUUGCCAAAAGGCUACGCAAGCGGCCAAGAGGUCCUUGCGUGAGAAGCCGUCGGCCGGGUUGAAAUUCGUGUUAACAUAUCGGUACCAGGCACGGGCGGCGAAGAUGCGGCUUUGCACUGCCACGUCUGCUGCGAUGCGUUGGCUGAUGCGGCUGCGUGCUGAGACCUUGGUGAGGGCGAAAAGUUCGCCUGUGUUGUCAACGCCGACCACUACUAUUGCGUUGUGGUAGCAGUCUGGAAAGCACAGCUGUGCAAGUCUCGCAGCUGCGAGUUCUAGAUUCUCGAUUGUGAGGCAUUUGCCUGUAUAGCGUUCGUCGGUGCAGCUGUAGUCGAUGGAGAAAGCACGUAUUUUUCCAUCGGCACAGAAGAAAAUGCCUCCUAAUCUCGGGGCACCAUUGUCGCCACCGUCAGUGGAGGCAUCAAUGAAGAGGAAGUUUUGUUGCAUUGGCUUGCUGUAGGUGAUGAUGACAGGUGGGGCUUCCUGGAAGAGCCUUUUUGUGGCUCGCGCCAGUGUUGCGAGGUUCUGGCGCUGCUGUCUAUUUCUGCAUAGCUGCUGGAACGUGUUCUGGGAGGCCCGCGGGUAGAUGCCCCGUAGUAUCUCUGCGCCGGACCUGCAGGAGUGGACGAUGAGGAAGUUUGCCAUGCCCAGCAGCUGCUGGGCCGACUUGUGUACAAUGUCCUUUGCUUGUAUUUGGCUGAGGAGCUCCUCUGCCAUGCGCAUGCCUUUUUUGCAUUUGUCGUAGGGGAGGAGCACUAUGAUUCGCUCGCUGGCGAGGUCCCACCAGUAGUCGACGCCGAGUGCGCGGAUUCGUGGUUGUGUCAUCUCCGCUGUGCACUGGUUUCCAUCUGCUUUUUCCGAGAGCCUGAGGCCCAGUACCUGUGAUAGUUUGUCGUAGAUGGUACGGGUAAGCAGCAUGGUUUCGGCGUCGGGUGCAAAGAGGAAGCCGUCGUCUAUGUAGAUGAUGGCCACUACACCCAUCUUGCGAAGGAUGGCGCUGACUGCCUCCGAGACGCGACAGAAGCCCGGCACUGGGUGCCGAUUGCCCAUGUUGAGGACAGCACUUUCGAACAUCCUCCAUUUGGCUAGCUUGUUGUCGUAGUAUGCGCAUACGUUGUGGUCUGGCCUAUCCACUCCAAAGAGGUAGUAGGCUGCUUUCCAGUCCCUGCUGGUCAUAUGCGGGAGGGUGCCUGCAGGUCCGCUAUGGAGAUUGAAGAUGUGCUCAUUCCACUCCGUUACUUUUUCUAUCGCUGCGGCUGCUGCCGCGGGGCGGUUGUUGGACGUGGAGGGUGAUGUAGAGGUAGGUGCGUUGAGCGCGUCUGGAGGCUGCUUCAACCAGCUUUGCGCUCUUUGCCUCGUGACUUCCAUGUUCCUCCAUGCCGCUGUGGCCGUGUUUUCUCGCGGCAAGGUCGUCGUGGCACCUUCCGCUCCUUGCGGGGCGCAGAAAGAUUGUAAGACUUCUUGGAUGAAUCUAGUGCCUGGUAGCUGCACUUUCUCCAGGAGGACGGAGUAGUCGUUGUUGUGUGCUGCAUUGACUAUUUGGCGGACUUUGAGCGUUUCCUCUUUUGGAAAUACUAUGGCCGGUCUGACCUUGAUGUCUUUGAUGUCAGCCUCCUUGUACCAACCUGCAGCCAGCAUUUUUUCGGCCUCCUUGAUGAGCUCAUCGAGGAGGUCGUCCGACCAGGCAGCUGGUUUGCAGCGUCCGACCCACGCAGCUGCGUUAGAGAAUUGCUGCAGUUGUUGGGGCUCCAAGGGAACUGCCUUGCUAUCGAGCGGCCAGACGCCGCUUAUGGUCGCAUUCCCGACGCAUUUGAUUCCAUCGAGAAUAUCUUGUGGCAGGGCUGUAUCUAUAUGAUCAGCCCAUUCGGUAAGCUGUUGGAGGGCGGCGACGUUGCGUUCGCAGUUGGUGCCUAGUCCAAGCACGUGCUGGAGGUGCGGGCUUGUGCUACGUAGCAGUUUGCGACUCCUUCGUUGUGUGGUGCUGCCGAUUUCGUCGAGCCACUGGAUCAUGUCCUCGAGCUUGGCCUUCCAUUCACUUCUGUUUCUUUUGCAGUGCUGGAUGUUGGCAAUGGUGGCUGGAUGGAUUUUUGACGAUGUUGCCUCCUGUGCUUCAGCGAGGUGGUAGCUUACUACAUGCACUACUUCUGCUGCAUGUAGUAGUAGUUUCUGGCGCUCCUGGUCUCCUGGUGCUGCCAGUGGUGGUCGCACCGCGUUGGUGCUAGUAGUGUUGUCCUUCAUCAUUGUUUCGUUGUAGCUUUGUGGCGAUAAGGGGUGGUGGUGGGUCAGAAAAAGUAGCACGUUGCAGUUCCGCGGCGGCUAUUAUCUCGACCACUAUCAUAGCUCAUCUAUCAUAGCUGAACUCUCCACUACAACCCACACCGAUCUAGAGCUGAGUAGGCUGCGCUCUCUCAGAUCUUGAUCCUUGAGCACUACUGUGCUGCUCCACUCGCGCCUUGCGCGCUCCGUUGUUUAUGCUGUGCUGUGCUAUGCUUUGCACAUGGGCCCUUGGCAGUUGCCAAGCGAUAGCGACCUACAAGAGCAUCACGAGUAGCUGUUCGUGUCGACUUCUAUAGCAUUCAGCAGGCUUUCUGCAUGCGCAGUAAUAGCCUGUUCAAGAUGUGCGUACGUGACGCGUAUACGCGUCCCUAGCAGCUGCUAGAGUCGCUCUUUCUGGUAGCUACCAGGCAGAGCGCGCGCAACCCAAUCCCAACCGUGUUGACGUCGUGCCCCAUUGGUGUUCGACGCAUAUUUUGCGCGCUUAGAGUGGGGGUAGGCUUCGCUUGCCUCGCUCUCGAUUGACGUUGUCACGGUGCAUCUUGGAGAGGCGGACUUUACCUAGGAUGAGGCUCUCCUUGUACUUGGUUGGGAGCAGAUGCCACGGAGUUCCUUUUUUGGCCGCUGUUGGCGGUUGCUGUGGUUGCUGCUUUCUUGAAGUGGCUGAUUGGCAGCUUGUCCUUCUUUGCUACUGCUGUCUUUACCGAGUCCACUGGGAACAUGAUGCCGUUGGCGACGCGAUGAACUUUUCCAGUCUUGGCUUUCGCUAGUGCCGCAGAUUUAGAUACCGUUGCUGGUGUUGCAGUUUUGCACGCUUGUUUCGUCCCGUGGUGACUUGCCUGUUUGUGGGCUGCCAGGUCUGGAUCUGUCACUUUCAUGUUCGUGCUGCUUGCCGAUUGGCUAACUUUUGCGCCGACGGACUUGUAGCUGUCAACAGCCGCUUUAAGGAGUAGCUGCUCCUUGCGGUCUUUGAAGCGGAAAUUGUGGGACGUGUUUGGUCCCUCGUCAUGCUGCUCUUGCCAGAUGCCGUCGAUGUUCGGGAACAUGCUUGAGACGGUGGCAUAGUCUAGUAAGUCCACUGCGUACUGCUGGAACGUGGCGGGGCUCGUCCAUCCACGUUCGUAGAGGAAAAGAGUGAGGUUGAUGUGCGAGCCUGCUUCUAUCCUUUGCCUCGCUGCUAGUGCGACCACUCUCCGUAUGCUGUGUUCGGAGAUUUGCAUGUGGUCGAGCAGUUCGGCGAUCGUGGCUUGGUCAAAGACGCGCGGAUCUGCGUAGUCGUAGGGUUUACCGCUGCGGCCAUGUAUCGGGCAGAGGAUGCACCGCUUCGGAUUUGCCGAUCCGCAGUUGCAUGUGGCUGUGACUACUCGGCCUUGCACCCCACUAAUCUUGUCCGCUGUGAUUUGCGUGUAGAUGGCUUUUGCCGUCCACCAGACGUCUUGCGGUUUGAGUGCUUUGAUGGUCGCCCCACGCACUCCUAGUAGGAUCCAUAGGGCCGCUAGUGCUCUAGCUUGGACGGAGAGCGUGUUGAUCUUGUCCGACACGAGAAAAGGAGUUGCUUUUUGGACUGGAUCUUUCAUUAUGGCCCGCUUCACAUCUUCCUCUGCAUCAGCAAAUAUUUUUGGAGCCAUGCCGGUGUGGUCGUCUACUAGGAUGGCUUGCUGUCUGCCGUCUUUAGCGAGCGGAGGAGACGUGAUGUAUUUUGCAAGCGACUUGAACGCCUCAAGCACAGCUGUGCCGGUGCGCUCCGAGUCAGCGAGGUGGAGGCAGUAGAGCUUGAGAUGAGUGUAGCCAAUGCGCUCGUAUAUCGGGAUUGCUGGGUGGUGCCGCUUGGCUAGCCACUCGCGGAGGCGUUCAUACUCUUCUGCAUUCUUGGCUAGCGUGGUGUCCUCCUUCGCGCGUCGUAGUAGUGCUCUUUCCUGCAUGUUCGUCUGUCUGCUGAAGGCAUCCUUCCUCAUGCCGCUGAAGUCUUGGAACUUGGGAUCCAUGAUGUUCGCUCCCUGGAGUGGGGGCUGUAGUAGGCGCUGCUGCAGCGGACGGCUAGUUGCAGCGGCAUUGUCUUGUGCUUCAGGCUGCUGUAGCUUGUCGGAUGGGUAAGUAGCGGUGGCCAUCCUUGUCGUUGUGACAUGCUGGAGAUGUGGCAGUAGCUGUUUGCCCAUCUUAGCCUGCUGCGGGUUGACCGGCAGGUGUGCUGCCGCUGCUGCUGAUUGUAGUUGUUGCUGCGCAACUGUUUCGCGUGAUGGCCGCUGCCACCAUGGUUUGCUAUUGCUAGAGCUGUUUGCCGCUGCGACUGCUCUGGCAGCUGCUGCCGCCGCGAGAGACAUGCUUCUCUGUAUGGUAUGCUAAUUGGGUAAGCGGUAGAUGGUGAUGGCAGUUGUGCUCAGCGCCUCUCUCGAUUCACAGUGUCACUCUACUCUAUCUCUUGACUGUUGCUGCUGCUAUGGGACCCACAGCUGCUGCUGUGGUGCGUGCCGCUGCUGCGGCACAUGCUGUGUCUUAGUGCUUUGCUGCACUAGCUGACUUUUUGCUUUUUUCAAUGCGCUCGGCGUUAUAAGCCGUGCCCACAUCGACAAGUACACUCGUUUUUCAUUUUUUAUGUGAGUUUUUUGGCAAGUGUAAGUGCGUGGUGUGAGGCUAGAGUAGUGGUAGCAGAUUUUGUGCGUGUUUGCUUUCACUAUUCGUUUAUUUAGCUGUUACUUAAUCUUGUGUGUGACUAUGUUGUAUUUUGGAUGUAAUUGCUCACUGCAGUGCUGCUGCACUUGAUUUAUCUUAUUAAUAUUGUUCUCGUUAUUUUUGUAGGUGUUCUUAGUUCGCUUGUUGGCAUCAUCGUUAUAUUUGCUUUUAUCGCUGUCGUGCUCUACCCUGUUAUGACAUAUAUCGUUUUGUUGCAGUGCAGCUGCACUUGCGCACUUAGCCGAGCUUCAAACUUUUUCUUCUCAUGUGGAUGGGUUUUUCAUCGUUAGUGAUAUGGUUGCAAAGCAUCCGUAUAGAUGUAGCUAAAUCUAGAAACCACAAAAAGCCAAAAAUUUUGGCUUGUUAGUUCUUCCCCGACUUCUUCGACUUUUUGGAGCGCUUUUUCGGUGGAGCAGCUCCAGCUCCAUCCUCAUCAUCCUCAUCCUCCGUAUCGCUGCGGUCCCCGAUGUAGUUGUCCGGGAUCGCCUUCCAUGUGGAGGGUUUGCGUGGAUUUGCACCUUUCGCAUACGCGAUCUGGAGUUUGAUGAUCGUGCGCCAGUUUGUUGCGUUCUGGAAACUGGUCGGGAUGCGAUGCAUGUAUUUGCACUUUCGGCUGUGAUUUCCGCCGCAGCGUCGGAAAGCGAAGUUUCUGCAGAUUUGCGACGGCAGCGGGACACCAUCCACGAUGGGCGCCUCCACGACGUUGUUGUCGAGCGCCGCGCAUGCAAUGCCUUCUUUCCAGAUCGCUUGGACGCCGGUUUGCCAUGCACGAUGUUUGAGCGUGUCUGCAUCGCCGUUGGUUAGUUGACGUUCCAGCUGGUUGUGCUUCAGGGUGGCGCUCUUGACUUUGCCUUGUCCUCCACCCGGGCGCGCGUUGCCCGCCGUGGAACCGUCGUCCACCAGAUCGCAGACGUCCCUGAUCUGGCCGUUGAUGAUGCCUUUGCCCGUUUGGGUGCGUGCACGGUUGUGCUGGUUCGGCGACAACUUGCGCUGUGGUGCCCGCGUGUGCACGUUGUUCGGGUGCUCCAAGUCGUAGUAGAGGUCAUUUCCCGCUUCCUGCUUUGCGAGGUGGGAGCCGAACUUCUCCGCAUAGUAUCGGCGUCGCGAGCCGAUAAGUCCGUAGAUGACUUGCCAGCCGUGAGUGAGCACGUAUAGCAGGGAGCGCUGCUCCGCGGAGGCCGGUGCUCCGAUAGCCAGCGAUGGCGGUGUGGUAUCGAAGAUCAUGAAGAUGGCUGUCGGCAGGAGGUGGAGGCAAAACUCAGCUAGAGUUACUCCACUGCAUUUGGUGCGGAGGUUGAUCAUGGCCUCUUCCGCAGUGUAGACCGAGUCAUACUCCUCAAUGGCUACUGCGGCUCGGAUGAGCGCUCCGAAGGCCGUGCCAUCGGUCUGCGGGUGCACCGGCGACACAUGCAGCACCGCUUCUUUGACCGUUUCGUAGGAGCGCAGCUUGCAGUUUCGCACCAGCUCGAAGAUGCAGGACAUGUUGUAGCUCUCGUUUUGGGAGAUGGGCAUGAGCGGCACCAGUCGUUCCACUUUUUCGCGGAUUAGCGUGCGCAGGCUGUGCUCGAACGUGUUGCGAUCCGUGAUGGAUUCCGUCAUUAGGAGGGUAGCUACCCAUCCUAGGUUUUCCGCUGCGGACUUGAUGUUAGUUUUCAUGUUGAGAGCUGUAGCCGAUGGCGCGUUGGCUCCGCUGGGCUUCCACGAAGCUGAGAACUCUGCCAGGUCCGUUUCCGACAUGAUGCCGUUGAUGAGCAGCGUGAUCAACAAGCGUCGCCACUGUCGGCGCUCCGACAGCGGGAGGCGGUCCACCAGGCGGUAGGCGUGGCUCUCCGGGUGGAUGUACAGGCUGUCCGCCAGCUUCUGCAGGUUGGCUUCGUACACCUUGCCCUUGUCAUCCAGCGCCAGCAUACGCGUGUUGGUUUUGUAGGUGUCGAGUUCUACUAGCAGGGGAUGUUGCGCUGAGCCCCGCCAGAUCGGUGCAUAGUCAGCUGUGGUUUGGACAUUGUGCCAUUCCCAGUUUGCCUGGUACAUGCGUAGCCAGGCGAUUUCAUCGCUUUGCAGCAGCGCGGUGCAGUAUGGGGAGAGGACGGUGUUGACUGGGCCUCCUCCGCCGUACGGCGCGAUGGCUUGGUUGUUCAUGGUGUUGGCUGCUUGCGCGAUGGUGGCCGCACGCACUUCCGGCGUGAGUCCCAGCUGACUCAGCAGCUGCUGUAGCUGACCCAACUGGAGCUGCACUGGUUGAACAGGUUGAACGAGCGGUGCAGCGGCUGCCCCAAUGGGGAAAGCUCCUUGGUUUGCGCCUGGUGCUGCCGGUCCUUCGAAUUGCAUGUUCUGGUUGCUUCCAUCCGCGUAGAUGACUGCCGGAUGUGCGACAGACUGCGUGUAGUCGAAGGUGAGACCGUUUUGGCGUAGCGUCUGCAUGUGGUUCACGAUUCGCGCCCAGCGAGCCAUCUUGGUGCCUUGUCUGUUGACACCGAGGGUGUUGCAGACGUCGCCCAUCUGCUGUGCGCUGAUCCAUGGUCCGUGCGGCUGGAAUUCCCAUGGGUUGCUGGCUGCCAGCUUGGCCACCAGUGCGACGCACGCAAUGCGCGCUUGAUCCUCCGGCGGGAUAGGAUUUCCCAACGUGUCGCGUGCGCCGGCCAACGCCCCGAAGAUGUCCUCCUGUGCCACUUGUUCGUAUUGCUGCAGGAUGAGGUUGGUGGUGAGGUUGUCCAGCAGUGCUGUGAUGCCUGCCACACGUUCAUCUGCGGUUGCUGGAUCGGCCAUUUCGUCCACUAGCAGGCGGAGCCAAGCUUUGAUGUUGUUUGGCAGUUCCGCUUCCAAGGUGCGCUGCAGGAUGUAUGGCAGCUGACGUGGUUGUGCUGGCGGCUGCGCUUGUUGCAGUGGGGCAGCGCCUGCUGCUGCAGGCUGUGCUCCCGCCGCCAACGCCGCAUCAAGCGCGGCUUGCGCAAUUGCGUCCGGCUGUGGUGGGACUGCAUCCAUCUUUUCCUAUUUCGUACUGCUUUAGGUGUGGAGUGCUAAAGUGAGCUUGUCUUUUUCUAGUCGUUUCUUAGUUAGUUUAGGGAAAAGCGGGAUUCUCCUAUCUCGUCAAGCCUGUAGUUUUUCAUGAUUUGUUGAUUUUGUUUUCUACGCUAUCGCUUUGCAGUCUAUGUGUGGGAGAUUAGGCAGCGCAGUUAAUUAUCACAUGGAGCUCCAUGUGCCCUACAGGGUUUCCAAUACGUUGCUCCGUAUGCGUCCUUAGGGGACUGCGCCGUGGGCAUGCAGCUGCAUGCCCCAGGAUCAUGGCAGCAUGAUCCACCUCUGCUUGUGUGGCUACACUUGAGGCGGCGCGUGUGUUUCACCUGUCAGCUGACUACGGCAACACACUGGGCUGGUGCUCCAGCCUCUUCGCUAUGCUGCCUUCUGUUAGUUUGGACGCUUAAAACGUGCCUAACCUCCAGACAUAGCGGCCUGUCGCGGCGUACCCACAGGCUCUGCCCGCAAGAGCUGCUCGUGCUUCUCAGAAAAAGUAGCACGUUGCAGUUCCGCGGCAGCUAUUAUCUCGACCACUAUCAUAGCUCAUCUAUCAUAGCUGAACUCUCCACUACAACCCACACCGAUCUAGAGCUGAGUAGGCUGCGCUCUUUCAUUCAUUCAUACAACUGCUUUUUCGCAAGACAAAGAAAGACUAGCUGGAGGUGACUUAGUUAUAAACUAUACGUCAACUUCAACGUGUGUACCCGCUACGGCAGUGUCGAGGAAAUCAGAUUCGACUGGAGUCGUUGACACUGAAAAGAAAUAGUUGGAAAUUUUUCAUCUUGCUGGUGCCUCUCAAGUACGUAGUCCAUCAUUACGAUCAUCUUGAUGCUUCAAAGAUGACCUUGAGAAUGUUAUCAAAACGGGUUGACUUAAUGAGGGAACAUGGGAAGAGAUGCAAAGGAGAAAAAAUGGGAGUGAAAAAGAGUUAAAGCUAGAAAAAUAUAAGUAUGUAAGGGUCACACAAAUAAAAAGUCAAAUCAGAAAUAAAAAACUAACUGUUUAAGAAAUGACACCCCCCGAAGGUAAAAGUAAAAGGAAUUCAAAGUCAAAGGGACGCCUCUUCAGUGCCACACGUCACGGGAGAACCCCACUAAAAGCCUAAUUAACUUCUCCGUUAAACCUAAGUGUUUUGUGAGUGCGACUGUUUCUGUUUAUUAAUUAAGAAGCUACACAAAGAGAUAAGGAAGUUGUUGCUUAGCAAAAGAAGCAAUAAAAAAGGUGAAUAAGUUAAGUAAGGCUGUGGUAAUUGCAAAUACCUCCUGUUAGGUACAUUCAUUCAUUCACUCAUUCAUUCAUUCAGCGAGAUGAAACUAUUUCGAUUCAUAUACUUGAGAAAUUGCACCGUUACAAUUUCGUAUUGCUCGUUCACUUCUAUUUCUAAGGCAGAGCGUUUGACUGGAGUUUCGAUUUGGGGAGAUUGCGAUUACACCACAGUUUCCGAGGAUGCAACUGUCUGUGGGUAUUCUUCAUGGAAAUGAUGCCUUGGCAAUUCUGCUUCAUGGAGAGGAUGAUAUAGAAGAUGAGAAAUGCCGCUGAAGACGUGUAACGGAAAUGGCUCGCCUGGAUGCUCGGAACAAAACCACAGGAGAUCCAUACAGGACGCGCUAUAAUAUAGCACCUUCUUGGAAAGCCUUGCUAUCAAUUUGAAUUUCUGGAAGUAUGACUACUACGUUCGUAAAAGAUAGAGCUCUGGUGUCCACAACUGCACUCAGGUUUAUUUCGUAUAAGUGCAAGGAAAAAGCGUCUCUACUCGGGUCGCAACGGAAUCAGGCAGCGAGAGUUGUCACGUGAUUCGCAAACGAAUGAAUGAAUGAAUCAAGGACCAAGAGGAGUCUGUGUCUGUUUUCUACUUUGUGAAUAGUGAAGGCGGUAGAUCAGACCGCGGUCAUAAC